Debaryomyces fabryi is the source of this 1329-nucleotide messenger RNA. Its product is annotated as carboxylic ester hydrolase. Gene Ontology annotation, cellular component: mitochondrial inner membrane. The record is from RefSeq and is a predicted model, not a curated record. Lineage: Eukaryota; Fungi; Ascomycota; Pichiomycetes; Serinales; Debaryomycetaceae. Gene Ontology annotation, molecular function: A2-type glycerophospholipase activity. Bases 1 to 1329 code for a protein of 442 amino acids. The transcript has a single exon. Gene Ontology annotation, biological process: cardiolipin acyl-chain remodeling.
AUGCUAGUUGUCCCACAAAGGCUCUUUAGUGUUUCCACGGUGGUUAAAAACUCGUCGUCGUCAGGGUUCCCCAGCUUCAACUUUAAUUUCAAUCAUCUUUUGAAUUCAAAUCUUAAAUUUUUACCGAGUAUUAGAAGGAAAUCAAUAGCGCAUGACGAAACGGCUGCUAUCGACACGUCAAGCAAAGUGAGGGCUAUUCAAAAUCGCUACAAGAGAUCAACGCAUCCUACAUCCGUACCAUUAAACAAGCUAUUCUCAAACAACUUCCCUUUGUCCAUCAGUGAUUCUAUUGACGAUUAUGCUUACAGACAUAACCCAUUAAAAUUCCAACAUGACUUGUUAUCUCUUUUACCAUUUUAUCCGCAUCCUGACUCGACAGGAAGGUCAAGUCAGGUUCUCCAGGUUAAGCUUGAUUCGGGGAAUUAUAUUAACGAGUUUGUUAUUUAUCCCCCUAAUAAAACAGAAGCGGAUUCAAGUACUAUGAAUCAUUUGAUAAUGAUCCAUGGUUACGGUGGAGGAUUAGGUUUUUUCUUGAAGAAUUUCGAUGAAAUAUCCUCUCUUGACAACUGGUGUAUCCAUUCCAUAGAUCUAUUGGGUUAUGGUUGCUCGUCAAGACCACCUUUCAAGCUAGCUAAAGAUGAUUUAGAACAUGUUGAAAAGUGGUUCCACGAUUCUUACACAGAAUGGCUCGUAAAAAGAAAUCUUAGUAACUUACCAUCCCUGCAAGUUCUAGUGAUGGGACACUCCAUGGGUGCAUAUUUGAUGGCUACUUAUGGAGUUAAGGUUAAUCCUAAGUUCUGUCGUAAAUUAUUAAUGAUAUCACCAGGUGCAGUAAUUAAGCACAGGAAACAAAUAUUUGUUCCUAAAUAUUUUGCCAAACUUUGGGAACAAAAUAUUUCCCCAUUCACCUUGGUGAGAAAAGCUGGUCCAUUAGGCUCUAAAGUAGUAAGUGGAUGGUCUUCUCGAAGGUUUGCAAAUUUACCAUCUAAAGAAUCAAAAUUACUACACAAGUAUGCCUAUGGCAUCUUCCAAAGUCCUGGCUCAGGUGAGUAUAUGCUCAAUUAUCUACUUGCGCCAGGAGCUGAUGCACGAUUCCCCUUACUGGAGAGAGAUAUUCAUAAACUCGACUGUGAAGUGUUAUGGUGCUAUGGUAAAGAAGAUUGGAUGGACAAACAUGGUGGUGAAUUAUGUUCAAAACUAAUAAACAGACAACAUAAAGAUCCGAAUAGAAGUAAGGUUUUAGAAAUUGAGGAUAGUGGACAUCAUAUAUAUCUCGAUAAUAUUAAAAAGUUUAAUAAGCUAUUACUAGACGAAAUGGAAAAGUUUUAG